UAUAUAGCGCCAGCCAAUAACAUCGGGGAGUAUUUGAUUGCCACUUAUGGUUUAAUUCAGAUCACAUCACUAAAUUAUUUCACCUCAUUUUCUUGUUGACUAGGUGUUUUGUAUUAAUUUAAGUUACGGUCAGAAUCAACUGCAUGCUUUUACUGUUUCUCAAUUUCAUCAGGAAAUAGUUUCUGUACUGAACACUAACUAAAACCUGUACACAGAAACAGGUAAGAACAAAGAUUGUAGUAUCAAUUUCGUAUUAACGCAAUAGCAGUAAUUCCGGAAAUUUCAAAAUACAAUGAAAUUAGUAUAAAUAUAUAUAUAUAUAUAUACCCAGAAAAUUGUAUUAACAAAAGUAAAAUUAAGAAUAACCAAUAGACUCAGGGUAAUGCAUGGUAUCUUUUUAAUAGCCUAUCACUAAAUGUAUUGUACGGUAACGACAGAAGACAAGAGAAUUUAGUAACGGGAUUAUUUAUUGGCAAAUCGAUACACAAAUAUAGGCAAGAUACGUCUUCAUGUAUUAGAAUCACGAUUUGUAUAUAUCUUCCGUAGUGUGCGUCUUUGUCUUCGUUCCAUGUUGUUUCACAAGCAUCAUUCUUUAAAUCCAUCUCUCCGCUACCUGAUAUUCGUGGAGAUGCCAUACAUAUUCAAGUCUGCAUCUAUGCACUACUUAGAAAUCCUGUCAGUAGCACACGCCACACUGCUUACCUAUUUCCAAUCCCCAUACUGUAUGAACUAGUAAAUACUAUUUAUCUGGUUACCUUGCCACUCGAAAUCAAUUUGAUUUUACUUACUUAGUCAUAUUUACGUCAAAAUUUAUUCGUCACAUACCUGUCCAUUGAUACUACGACAACAACUCAUAUUUUUUAAGGACAUGAAUAGUAUUUCUUAAGAAGAAUAAUCUUUCUUCAGACAAACUUAUAAGGUUUAUAGCCAUGGUAUUUAAAUGUCCCAUUGAGUGGAAGAUGGCUAUGUAGGAUUCAUUAAUUUACGCAUACAUCAAAUGUAUGAUUACAUCAGCAUUCCUUAAUCACUAUAUUAUUAUCCUACCUUACCUUGCCAACAGCUAUCGCCUCAAACAUUUCAGUGCUUUUCUUCUGUAUAAAAUCUUGAAGGCGAUUUAAAUAUCAGUCUAGUGAUUCAUAUGUAUGAUAUGUUUUGUUAUGGAUGAGGUUGGUGAUCUGUCACCUGUCUUUAUGGAAACUUGCGAAUUUAAAUGAAGUGCCUUCCGUCCUAUUUGGGAUUUGUCAGCCAGUUGUAGAUUUGCAUAAAAGGAGUUAAAUAGCUGUAUUAGAUUUAAGUGAUAAGAUGAAUAAUUCAACGAAUGAGUUGUAAUCAGGAUGCACAUCACAACGAAGGAAAAUAUGGAAUUAUGUAAGAUUUCUAAAGAAAUACACGAGUUUCACUAAGCAGCCAGAAUUCUCACCGUCAGCAACUCCGGUGCUUUGAUCGGAUAAAAGUAUCAUCGCACUCAUUUUAAUGGGUAAUAAUGAGAGUCAAAUAACGAAUCAUCUUACAAAUGAAUAAGCAUCUACAGGUGGAAUCCAGAAGCAAAGAGUGUGAUACUUGGGUUUACAUCCAGAUUCUUAAAGGCAAACAGGACCAGGGCUGUGACGGUAACUUUGAGGAUACGAGACGCAUCCGACUAGUCCGUCCGAAAAUUCACUUUACUCAUCGGUUUGUCACUCACUGAAGCUGUUGGCUGAGGCUUAUGAUCCCAUCAGUUUUGUAGUCAGUUCCACAGUCUCGUGUUUAAAUCGCUGAUUUACCAUUCUCAAAAGCACCUAAGCACUUACUGUUCGGGCAUCCGAUAACAGUAUUUAACCAGUUACACGUACGACUGCAGUUUCGCGUGUUACCCUUUUAUAUACUGGUAAGUUCUCAUAUAGUCCUUUUCCAAUGAGGCAUGCAUUCUUAGGCAUAUUCUUAUGAUUUUAGAGUUUCCACGUGAUAUCCACAGACCAAUGUGAUAGAAUAUAUGUAAGGAAGCAUAAAGUGAAGAAUUAUGCCAUUCACUUUUUUAGAUAACUCAAAUAAUUCGGGGAAUUAUGUCUCACUGUCUGUGGUUUUUAAUAAAUAUUAUGUUUAUUCAAACUAGAUAGGGGAUGCUAAAUUCUUCGAGAAAUCAUUAAGGAAGUGCAGGAUAUUUGGUAAGUGUAUGGUUGAACUAGUUAAAGAUCAGAGUUAGGGUCAAGCCGAGAAACUGUUGGGGUUAAGUUGUGGGAAUAUUAGGAUUGUUUGAGGCUGGAUUGGGGUACAUUAAGGAGAGAUGUGAGUCACAGUUAGGUAAGAAAGGCGUGGACUCUGGGUUAAAGUUAAUCAGUGAUAUAUUCUGGUUAGGAUUGAAUAAAAGUCUUAAAUUAGCCCUCUGAUGUCGACUGUUACUUUAAAGGUCUCUGGUGCGUUCGUCCCUUCAACUCUGCCAUGAUAUAACAAUAUUUCUCUAUCCAAUAUCGAAGAUACUUGCAAUCUGAAUGUAGUGGAUCACUUAUGGAAUGAUGCAAAGCAAUGAACCUUGAGUCAUCGCGCCUAAGUCAACUCUUCUUGUUGCUAUAGACGUUCGCUCUGCUCGCAGGGUUGUUUUCCCCAUUUGUGGUUUAGUGUGGGCUGUUGGGCAGGUGAAGCUCCAGUUAUCACAAUUUUUCCGAUGAGCGGAUCUAAGCGCGGAAGGAAAUCUGUCAUGGGUCUUGACCUAACAAAUAUCAUUGAUUCCCCACCAGGAAGUGCCGACUCGAGUGGAACUCGCAGAAGAUCCUUGAGAUUACGCCGCAAAUCUACAUGUGCACUGUCCCAUGACGAACAAACACUACCAUCUAGAAGAUAUCGUCGAAAGUCUGUGAUAGACCCGCAAACUCAGACGGAUGCAGUUUAUGACGCAUCGUGCAACUCUUCUCAUUCGCCUGCCCAGAAUGGAAAGAAUGUACCAUGUACGGAUAUUUUUGCACAGCCAUGCUGUACUGCGUCACCCGAUAAGGUAUCUGUCUUAUCGCAAGAUGAAUUGGAAAAUGUCAGACCUCAAAGUCCUCCACACAUACCAUCAGAUAUUAAAGAUGUCUAUCUUCCUAAUAAGUAUACGCCCCCGAAACACAGGGGUUUGCCAACUAUUUUGGAAAAUUCUGUUGAGAAAAACCAACGCUGCCACAGGUUAUGCAGAAACACUGAGCGUUCCCCCUUACGAAGGCAGAUAUUUACAGGACAAACACUCGAAGAAGCAUGCAUCCCUACAGCUCCCGGCGUCGCCCCUCUGGAUCCAGAUCUUGUCUUAUCAACAACACGCAAGCGUAUCGCGAAGCGUCGGAGGCUUGCCAAGAAGUUAGGAUUUAAAGGUAUCACCAUAUCCAAAAAAACAGAAAAUAGGUUCAGCAAAUU
Messenger RNA from Trichobilharzia szidati, 3363 nucleotides. The record is from the annotation of a GenBank genome assembly. Lineage: Eukaryota; Metazoa; Platyhelminthes; Trematoda; Strigeidida; Schistosomatidae.